ACAUUUCAUCAUACGCCAACCAUUACAUGUUUUCCUUGCAUUCUACAUAUUCGUCUCCACGUCCCCAUAUCUGUUCUGUUUUUAACAAAGAGUUUAGUAACUCGCUGUUUUUUGGAAACUUUGAUUAGUUUUGUCAUGAUUUUUCAUUUGGGUUUCCUUUCUGGGUAGGGUUGUUUCCUUUUUACUUAUCAACCGCAACGCGUUCUUUCUUCCAUUAAAAACCGCUCUCAUUAUGUUCUGAAACUAGAAGUGCCUUGGAUCAUGGCAUUUUCUUACCGUUAAUCUAAUCAUGAAUUUCGGAUCUUUUUUCCCCCCGUGGCGUUGACCUCAGUGAUCCAUGGAUCACAGGUAUAACAAAAUGCCAACAUGGUGUGCAUGUCUGUUGAUAAUGGAAUCUUCGCUUCCCAUUAGUGUCGGUUGAGCCGCAAAUACUUAUCAAGAAACUCAUGAUUAUGCAGAGAAAGGAACUCGUGACUAGGGCUGCCGCUCAUGGCCGGGGAUCAGGCACAAGUGCUGAAUGCACUGGAUGUUGCGAAAACACAAUGGUAUCAUUUUACGGCCAUCAUCGUGGCUGGAAUGGGCUUCUUCACGGACGCAUAUGAUUUGUUCAGCAUAUCCCUGGUCACCAAGUUACUCGGCCGCGUAUACUACUACGUGGAAGGUUCACCGAAACCCGGUACUUUGCCUCCUAAUGUGGCGGCCGCCGUUAACGGCGUCGCGUUCUGCGGAACCAUCUCCGGUCAGCUCUUCUUUGGGUGGCUGGGUGACAAAUUGGGGCGCAAGAAAGUGUACGGCAUGACUCUCUUGACGAUGAUCAUAUGCUCUCUUUGUUCGGGCCUCUCUUUUGGACACACGUCAAAAUCGGUGAUGGUCACUCUCUGCUUCUUCCGAUUCUGGCUUGGUUUUGGUAUUGGCGGAGACUACCCUCUUUCUGCUACCAUCAUGUCAGAGUAUUCGAGCAAGAAGACUCGGGGUGCCUUCAUUUCUGCUGUCUUUGCGAUGCAGGGUUUUGGAAUUCUGGCUGCUGGUAUCCUCGCAAUCAUCUUGUCUGGUGCGUUCAAGUCGAAUUUUCCAGCUCCAACUUACGAGGUUGAUCCAGCAGGUUCAACUGUUCUACAGGCAGAUUUUGUAUGGAGGAUGAUGUUGAUGGCGGGAGCGGUGCCUGCUGUUUUGACUUUUUACUCGAGAAUCAAGAUGCCGGAGACUGCUCGUUACACUGCGCUCGUCGCCAAGAAUGCCGAGCGAGCUGCAGCUGACAUGGCUAAAGUUCUCCAGGUGGAAAUUGCAUCGGAGCCUAAGGUGGAGGAGCCUAACAGGGUUAAACCGUAUGGGAUGUUCUCCAAGGAAUUUCUGAGUCGUCAUGGGCUCCACUUGCUGGGAACUACAAGCUCAUGGUUCUUGCUUGACAUUGCAUAUUACAGCCAAAAUCUGUUCCAGAAAGAUAUAUUCAGCGCUGUUGGUUGGAUUCCUCCAGCCAAGACCAUGAAUGCCCUGGAGGAGAUGUUCUUUAUCGCAAAGGCUCAAACACUGAUUGCUCUCUGCGGUUCUGUUCCGGGGUACUGGUUUACGGUGGCCUUCAUUGAUAGAAUAGGAAGAUUUUGGAUUCAACUGGGCGGGUUCUUCUUCAUGACUCUGUUUAUGUUUGCUCUUGCCAUUCCUUACGACCACUGGACUCGGGGAAAUAGAAUAGGGUUUGUGGUGAUGUAUUCCCUCACCUUCUUCUUUGCCAAUUUUGGGCCUAAUUCUACCACAUUUGUGGUACCGGCAGAGGUUUUCCCGGCUAGAUUCCGAUCUACUUGCCACGGGAUAUCGUCGGCGUCGGGAAAAUUGGGAGCUAUUGUGGGUGCAUUUGGGUUCUUGUAUUUGGCACAGAGCAAGGACCCAAGCAAGACAGACGCAGGGUACCCUCCGGGGAUUGGAGUGAAGAAUUCGCUUAUUGCGUUGGGCGUCGUUAGCGUGUUGGGAUUCUUCUGUACUUUCUUGGUGCCUGAGACGAGGGGAAGAUCUUUGGAGGAAAUAUCUGGUGAGAAUCAAGAACUAGAAGGAAGUUGAUCAACGUAGAGUGCUGCUAGCGCCCAGAGGAGUCUUGUUAGUUGUCAUUUUGAUCAAGCUUUCUCCUCCUUUUUUCGCCUGCCUAUCUGUAGCUUUUUUUUUUUUUAAUACAAUAUCACAAUGUAACUUUAGUC
Prosopis cineraria is the source of this 2186-nucleotide messenger RNA. Its product is annotated as inorganic phosphate transporter 1-4-like. The record is from RefSeq and is a predicted model, not a curated record. Gene Ontology annotation, biological process: transmembrane transport; phosphate ion transport. Lineage: Eukaryota; Viridiplantae; Streptophyta; Magnoliopsida; Fabales; Fabaceae. Gene Ontology annotation, molecular function: phosphate transmembrane transporter activity. Gene Ontology annotation, cellular component: membrane.